Molecule: messenger RNA, 1225 nt
Organism: Mastomys coucha (southern multimammate mouse)
Lineage: Eukaryota; Metazoa; Chordata; Mammalia; Rodentia; Muridae
Gene: Cradd
Product: CASP2 and RIPK1 domain containing adaptor with death domain
Exons: 3
Coding region: 221-820 (199 amino acids)
Biological process (GO): regulation of apoptotic process; signal transduction
Molecular function (GO): protease binding; death domain binding
Source: RefSeq, a predicted model, not a curated record
UGGCAGAGAAAGCUUCAACCCGACCUCUUGUGCCCUCAACAAAGAUGGCUAGAGCACUUCCUGCUCUUGCCUUCAACAAAGAUGGUUUCAAUACUUCCUGUCUAGGACUUUUGCCCUCAACAAAGAUGGUGUUUAUGGUCUAUGUUCUUUAUCAGUGUGGAUUCCGGCUGUAGUUUUAUUUAUUUAUUUUUUUUAACGAUACGUGGUCGCAGACGGAGAAAUGGACGCCAGAGACAAGCAAGUGCUCCGCUCCCUGCGGCUGGAGCUGGGUGCAGAGGUACUGGUGGAAGGCCUGGUUCUUCAGUACCUUUACCAGGAAGGAAUUUUGACAGAAAACCACAUUCAAGAAAUCAAAGCUCAAACCACAGGCCUCCGGAAGACAAUGCUGCUGCUGGACAUCCUGCCUUCCAGGGGCCCCAAAGCCUUUGACACCUUCCUAGAUUCCCUCCAGGAAUUUCCCUGGGUAAGAGAGAAGCUGGAGAAGGCCAGAGAGGAAGCCACAGCUGAACUGCCUGCAGGUGACUGGAUGUCCGGAAUCCCCUCACACAUCCUCAACAGCUCCCCAUCAGACCGGCAGAUUAACCAGCUGGCCCAGAAGCUGGGCCCAGAGUGGGAGCCCGUGGUGCUGUCUCUGGGACUGUCCCAGACUGACAUCUACCGCUGCAAGGCCAACCAUCCCCACAACGUGCAGUCGCAGGUGGUGGAAGCCUUUGUCCGCUGGCGCCAGCGUUAUGGGAAGCAGGCCACCUUCCUAAGCUUACACAAGGGCCUCCAGGCAGUGGAGGCUGACCCCUCGCUGCUCCAGCACAUGCUGGAGUGACCUGACCCCUACCACUUGCUGGGGGGUGGGUUCCCAAGUCACACAGGCUGAACUGGACUUUACUCAGCAGGUGCCUUUGUUCUGGGCUAGUGUUUUUCUUUCCGGUGAUCCUUAGACGGAAAGAGAACAUCUGGAUUCUACUCAAGAUUACACCGUCCAUCUCCCAUACUGGCUCAGCAAUUCAUUGCUUGAAGACUGCAUUGUUGUAACUACAGUUUUGAACUUCGUGGCUGCCCUUUAACGUAAGGCCAGAAAAAAAAAACACAAACCAAAAAUAAAAUCAUGUUACAGCAUCACAUGCAGGUGUCCUGCAUACAAGGCAGCCACACUUAUGGGGCCUGGAGACUGGACUGUGGACUUAGCUCCUCAUAAUUAUGAUGACAAUAAAAAGUGAAUUGUGGUGUA